CCCAUACGCACUCACUCAGCAUCAACUAUCCUCUCCUCUCUGAAACUACACAGCAAUACAGCAUCAACUAAACCUAACCCCCAGCCACCUAGCCCUGCAGCCCGCCGCCCCCAGCCACCGCAGUCUCUGCCGCCACUGCAGCCACGCAGCCCCCGCACCAGCCCUCGCAGCUCCCCACACCCACGCAGCCUCCACCGUUACCGUAGAAGAUCCGUCGCCGUUGUAGGAAGCUGUGUCGCCGUGAUUGGAAGCUCCCUCGCCGUCGUUUGGAAGCUCGUUGGCCGUCUCCUCUGUUCGAGCUCUCUCUCUCUCUGUGUCGCCGUUGUGUUUCUGCCACUGCCCUUCCUCCUCGCAGCCGUACCCAGACCCAAGUCCCAACCUUAGAUUGCUGCACUUCUGUGACUUCAUCUUCUCCCUUUUCCUUUGCCAACUUCGCUGCUCCGUUCAACUCCUGCACCGUCGCCGUCCUGCAUUGCUACUCCGCAUCUCUGCUCUUCUCUUCGCCGGCAUCUCUCACCUCUCCGGCCAUUUCUCCCCUGUCCCUGAACCAUAUUGAUAUGCUGUGUGUGUAAAUUGCUAGGCAACAAAGUAGCAAUGAGUUCUUGUUACUUCAGCCCUCUGCAUACUACUUGUCAUCUCACUUCUACAGGCUUAUCUACAAAGUUCAAGAUUCCGAAGCUUCACAUGCAGAAAAAGAGGUGUCAAGUCUCUUCAAGAUCUUCGAAAGUGACUGCAUUUUAUGGCUUGAGGACCCCUCCUUAUGAACAUGAUGCACUAGAGCCGUAUAUGAGUAAGAGGACAAUUGACAUGCAUUGGGGAGAACAUCAUCAUAAUUUUAUAGAAGGUUUGAACAAACAGCUGGAGAAGGAUGAUAUACUAUAUGGGUACACCUUGGAUGAACUAGUCAAAGUGACGUACAACAAUGGCAAUCCCUUACCUGAAUUCAACAAUGCUGCUGAGGUUUGGAAUCAUAACUUCUUCUGGGAGUGUAUGCGACCAGAUGGGGGUGAUAUGCCCGAGCUAGGUCUUCUUCAACAGAUUGAAAAAGAUUUCGGAUCAUUUACAAACUUUAGAGACAAGUUUGUAGAAGCUUCCCUCACACUAUUUGGUUCUGGCUGGGUUUGGCUAGUUUUGAAGCGAGAAGAAAGACGACUAGCCAUAGUGAAAACUGCAAAUGCCAUUUGUCCAAUUGUGUGGGAUCACAUACCAAUUAUCAACUUGGAUUUGUGGGAGCAUGCUUAUUAUCUGGAUUAUAAGAAUGACAGGGCAAGGUAUGUGAAUGUAUUUCUUGACCACCUUGUAUCUUGGGAUGCUGCAUCAAUGCACUUGACACGGGCAGAAGCUUUUGUGAAUUUAGGGGAGCCUAAAAUCCCUGUUGCAUGAACUGCUGAAAUGGUAUAUGUGAUCCUCACUGCAAGGAAUUCCCCGUGUGUUUUUUCCCAGUUGUCGAUUUUUGCAAUUUUAAGUCUACGAUUAAUGACAACUUGACAUAUCGGGGUGUAUGUGACUUAGAACAGUUUAAAAGGGUUUAGGCUACCAUUCUAUUUGUAUGCAUGUAAUAUCUUCUACAGAUAUAUAUAUAUAUAUAUAUAUA
Molecule: messenger RNA, 1594 nt
Organism: Arachis stenosperma
Lineage: Eukaryota; Viridiplantae; Streptophyta; Magnoliopsida; Fabales; Fabaceae
Product: superoxide dismutase [Fe] 3, chloroplastic
Exons: 10
Coding region: 595-1383 (262 amino acids)
Biological process (GO): superoxide metabolic process
Cellular component (GO): chloroplast nucleoid
Molecular function (GO): metal ion binding; superoxide dismutase activity
Source: RefSeq, a predicted model, not a curated record